Colletotrichum gloeosporioides is the source of this 327-nucleotide messenger RNA. RefSeq lists its product as uncharacterized. The transcript is spliced from 2 exons. Lineage: Eukaryota; Fungi; Ascomycota; Sordariomycetes; Glomerellales; Glomerellaceae. The record is from RefSeq and is a predicted model, not a curated record. Bases 1 to 327 code for a protein of 108 amino acids.
AUGUCCUUCCCCCUCUUUGAAUACGCGCGCAAGCCGAGCAAAGCUGAGCUGGACGACCUGAUCCGCGAGACCAAAGUCAAGGAUAUCAAGGGCUCCAGCUAUGGCCUGCUUGCCUAUGCCGACAAGAUAACUAGAAAGCAAGAUUACUUUAUAAUACCCCUUCUCAAAUUCACCCGGCUAUACCUGCUCAAAGCUGUGACCGACGAAGACGAUCUACGGCGGUUGUACGGCCUCGAGAUCGAUAUGGACAUGGUCGAGGCUACCGAUAAUGAUCCCAACGCCUGUGAAUAUCUCACAAGCUUCCUCGAGAUAGCCAAGGCGGCCUAA